AUGUACGAAUCAGCAGUUUCCAGUAAAACUCAACGAGUUAUAGUCACAUUGAUAAUUUUUGCAAUUUCAUUAACCGGACUAGUUGCAAAUCUUCUUGUCUUGAUGUUUGCAAAAACUUUGAAAAUCUUCCAAAAUUCUUUUGGGAGACUUUCAGCAUCGCAGUCGUUUGCGGAAGCAGUUUUAUGUGCCGUGUUUCUUUGUUUUUAUUGUCCUAUGGUUUUGCUAUUUGCGUCAAAUAUUUAUGAGAAGUUCAUCUUCUUGAGAGGAAAUGCCCGAUUUACUCCAGAGACUUGCAAACGUUUUGUUCUUCUAUAUCGUAAAAUUCUUAAAACACAUUUCUUUAAUGAUAAAUUCAUUUACACAGUAAUAAUUUUUACACAGUAA
Molecule: messenger RNA, 384 nt
Organism: Caenorhabditis elegans
Lineage: Eukaryota; Metazoa; Nematoda; Chromadorea; Rhabditida; Rhabditidae
Gene: C03G6.21
Product: 7TM GPCR serpentine receptor class x (Srx) domain-containing protein
Exons: 3
Coding region: 1-384 (127 amino acids)
Source: RefSeq, marked reviewed